AUAAACCACCACAUUCAGAUUCGACCUAAAGGAACUCAAUUUGGAUACGCAUGAAUGCUCAGUAUUUUAUAUGGAUGCGUCUGUUUUCAUUCUGAGUGAUUUAAUCGAUUAUAUCGUGGAAAGAUAAACUAUUUGAAUUAUGAAGGAUAAAGUAUCUCAAGAGCUGUUAUGAACCUGUGACUUUUUCUAUUCUUUUCCUUUCUUUUCAUUUUUUUUUUAUUUAUUUUUUUAUUGGAUGUGUUUAUAUACUGACCGAGUAAAUCAUGCGAGGCUUUGCUGGAGUUCAGUCACGCCGUGAACCUAGCGGCUCUGCUCCCAGGAUCUACCUGCCCUUCAUCUUACUGCUCACGUUCACUCCCAGUGUGGACUCGUCCUGGUGGUACAUUGGUGCUUUAGGAGCAAGGGUCAUAUGUGACAACAUUCCAGGGCUGGUGAACAAGCAGAGGCAGCUCUGUCAGAGACACCCAGAUCUCAUGCAGUCCAUUGGAGAAGGAGCCAAAGAGUGGAUCCGAGAAUGCCAGCACCAGUUCCGACACCAUCGCUGGAACUGCAGCACAAUGGAGCGAGACCAUACUGUUUUUGGCCGCGUCAUGUUGCGCAGUAGCCGUGAAGCAGCAUUUGUUUAUGCGAUCUCCUCUGCCGGGGUGGUUUAUGCCAUCACCAGAGCGUGCAGUCAAGGAGAGCUGAAGAUCUGUGGCUGCGACAUCAACAGGAGAGGCCGGGCGAGCGAUGAAGAAGGCGACUUUGACUGGGGUGGCUGUAGUGACAACAUCAACUAUGGCAUCAAGUUUGCCAAAGCUUUUGUGGAUGCCAGAGAGAGGAUGGUCAAAGAUGCCAGAGCACUGAUGAAUCUGCACAACAACCGCUGUGGGAGAAUGGCUGUAAAGCGUUUUAUGAAGACUGAAUGCAAGUGUCAUGGAGUAAGUGGGUCAUGUGCUCUCAGGACAUGCUGGCUGGCUAUGUCUGAUUUCCGGCAAACAGGGGACUACUUGAGAAAGAAGUACAAUACUGCUGUGGAGGUCACCAUGAACCAGGACGGUUCAGGCUUCAUGGUCGCUGACCGAAAUUACAAGAGGACGACCAAAAAUGAUCUAGUAUACAUUGAGAACUCUCCAGACUAUUGUCUAAUGGACCGUUUGGCAGGUUCCCUGGGUACAGCAGGACGGGUGUGUAACAAGUCCUCCAGAGGCAUGGACGGCUGCGAGGUCAUGUGCUGCGGCCGUGGGUAUGACACCACGCGUGUAAACCAUGUGAGCAAAUGCGAGUGCAAGUUCAAGUGGUGCUGCGCUGUGGAGUGCAGGGACUGUGAGGAAACUGUGGACGUCCACACCUGUAAACCACAUAAGAAACCCGACUGGCUUGAUUUGACCUGACUGCCAUGACCAUGACCAAUCAGCAGCUACUGGUGCUUUUCCGUUCUCAGGUUUUUGAAGUGGGCCAACGCAUUGUGGAAUGUGUAGUUUCUGACUGUAACGCUCUGAUCUCCACUUGCAGAACCCUGAACUUUACCCGCCUUCAAUGAUGCAAGUACAGAGAUUACAGGCCAGUCUGGAGCACUGGUAGACGGUUGGUGUCAUGGGAAAUCACACAAUGGAUAUUGUCUGGUGUUUAAUAGAACCAACUGUGAACUGUUUUCAAACUGUAAACACAUGUGGCUGAUAAUAUCUGUGUCUAUAUACAUCAAAUUAUGUUUUUGGACAGCUUUGAUAAAUGCAUAGAGUUUUAGGGAAAGAACAAUAUACAGCAUCAGUUCAAAAUUCCCAAAGAACAUAGCGAGUCACAUUUAGUCGCAUUUCACUACAAGAACAAUUCCACUUCAUGGUCCAAAAUAAUACUUUGAAGGGUGCUGUAAAAAUGUGAUAACUGUACUUCUCAUUUACUUCAUGGACCAUCAUUUUGAUACACAACUUAUGCAUGAAAGAAUUUGAUCAAUGAUCAAUUUAUUAGGUGCUUUCGCACCAGAAUAACCUUUUCAUAGUUCCUAGAACUACUGGUGGAAGUUCCCGGUUUUUGGUGUGUUCACAUCACAGGAACUAGAACGUACGUUGUUUCAGGAACUUUGGCCAAACAUACAAAACACAGGCUACCUGACAUUUUUAAAAAGCCUUGGAAAAUAUUCAGGAAAACAGCCAUAACGUCGUUUACCUGUUGUCUGCAGAGUUAUUUUCUCAGCCUCAAUGAUUAACACUGCAUGUUUUCAUAGGAGAUUUGGUCAGAUUUUCAUGCAUUUUUAAUUGCGUAAACUGUGCGUUUACAUUCCAUCUCUGUUAUCACAAAACCCGCAAUCCACAACACAGCUCCGAACACUUCAUCGUCCAUUCACCAGUUGUUGAUGUUUGUAAAUUACCAUGAAUAAGGACGUCACUGUUGGCCACUUCAGAAUUCCUGCUGCUGGUGCAAAUGCAACCAGGAAAACGGCCCGAGGGAAAAAUUGGCUCUCUAGGAACCACCAUGCUGGCUUGUUCCUAGAACAAAGUUCAAUAGAACUAUGUGACGCAAAAGUGUCUAUUGUAACAUCCCAUUGUCAUUGUAUAUCAGAGAAAUAUAUCUUUCAUGUUAUCUUUUAAAAUAUCUAAGCACUUAAACAUCCCUUUGAAUAUGAGCACUUUUUUGUUGGUUUGGUAAAGUUUGGUUCCAAAAACUUGUCUAUGAUCAGUAUCUCAAUAUUUUCCCUGAUGGAUUUUUCGUUGACAUUUGAUGUUUAUUUAAAUAAAGAAUCCAAACCAUCAGA
Carassius auratus (goldfish) is the source of this 2731-nucleotide messenger RNA. It is a transcript of the gene wnt2ba, whose product is annotated as wingless-type MMTV integration site family, member 2Ba. The transcript is spliced from 5 exons. The coding region runs from base 264 to 1373 and encodes 369 amino acids. The record is from RefSeq and is a predicted model, not a curated record. Gene Ontology annotation, molecular function: cytokine activity; frizzled binding. Gene Ontology annotation, cellular component: extracellular region. Gene Ontology annotation, biological process: multicellular organism development; neuron differentiation; cell fate commitment. NCBI's taxonomy places the organism in Eukaryota, Metazoa, Chordata, Actinopteri, Cypriniformes, Cyprinidae.